This is a messenger RNA of Phytophthora nicotianae INRA-310, 3913 nucleotides long. RefSeq lists its product as hypothetical. Gene Ontology annotation, molecular function: monoatomic ion channel activity. Gene Ontology annotation, cellular component: membrane. The coding region runs from base 1129 to 3834 and encodes 901 amino acids. NCBI's taxonomy places the organism in Eukaryota, Oomycota, Peronosporomycetes, Peronosporales, Peronosporaceae. The transcript is spliced from 4 exons. Gene Ontology annotation, biological process: potassium ion transport; transmembrane transport. The record is from RefSeq and is a predicted model, not a curated record.
ACCUUGUCGAAUGGCUGUCACACAAAAAACUGCUAUACAAACCCAAUGUCGUGUGUACACAUAACCAAGAGAGUGAUGGUCCCAUUGAAGGAGCGAGAAGUCGCCAAUGCGAACCUAUGUCCCAUUAUUUAGAGGUGGCUACGCCUGACGGAGGCGAAAACAUGGCAGAACUACAGGAUACGGUGGAGAAGGUGUGCCGCCUUGAGGAUAUUUGAGUUGGUUGCGGUGGUGUAAUUAUGGUAUGGUGUAACACAGUCGGAACGAGCACAAGAAGACAGCAUUCACGUCGCCGACAGCCCUAACAAAUAUGAGAAUGUGUCCAGAUUCAACGCAAGCACCAUUAGCGCUCGCAGUGGUAACUUCGGUAAGGGGGCGGAGGUGGGGCGAUCGGUGGCGCAGAUAUAUGAACCAACGCUUCAAGAGCGAGCUCACACGCUGCUAGCUGGGCCGUACGGAUUGGCGCUGGAGAUCAUAAAUUUCGCUCUGAGCAUGCUUAUCUUCUUCGCGUACAUUGCUGAGCUCUACGACAAGGACAUUUACUAUUCCCACUCUCGCUUUGCGGUUGAGGUGAUCGCGACGUCCUUCUUCAUUUUCGACUUUGGGCUGCACCUUUUUGUCGCCAACGAUCCUUGGAAAUACGUCUUCUCUGGGCACGGAAUGAUCGAUCUUGUCACGAUUAUUCCAUCCCUAAUUGUGGUAAGUCGAGUAUAGUUGGUAUCCGCAUGUAUCGAAGAAUUGAUUUCUUUUGCAGUUCGUUGACCCAGGGACUCGAUCAAAUCUGAUGUUUGUCUUCCGAGUACUUCGCAUCUUCCGUAUUCUACGUGUUUUGCGACUGGCUCGUUACAUCAGGUUCAAGAAACACGGAUUUGAGUACGAGGUGAGACUAAUUUCAUUGCCGGCAAAUAAACUUUAUUGCUUUAGCCGAUGUCAGCCGAGUAAACUCAUGAAAUUCGUGUACCCAGCUUGGAGUCUUCAUUCUAUCGACAAUUGCCGUUAUUCUAUGCGCGGCUGGGAUCUACCAAGCACUAGAGUCAGAUGAGUACGAUGAAGACGAUAAACUGGAGUUUCACGACUCGCUAUACUUCGUUUUGGUAACGGUAUCGACUAUAGGCAAGCAUAAUAAUUUAUAUGCUAGGGGAAUUGCUAGCUAAAUCACCUGUACGUGUGGUCACAGGCUACGGAGAUAUCACCCCGCGCACUCUUCUGGGGCACAUGUUCGUGAUUGUUGCCAUUAUUGCCAUUUUCACGAUUGUUCCAGCCGAAGUCAACAAACUCAACGCGCUUGCCAAACUAAGCAACCCGUGGGAUAAAGAAGUCGUGGUCAAGUCGUCCGGACACGUCAUCGUAUCGGGAUACAAUCUCUCGGCUAGCACUGUACUCGAGUUCCUUCAAGAAUUUUAUCAUCCUAGUCGUGGAUCUAUUCAUUUGGAUGUGGUGUUCAUCAGCGACGAACCCCCAUCGCCCGAGGUGCUUUGCGUUCUUGAAAAGCAAAAAUACCGACGAAGAACUAGCUAUCUACGAGGAAGUUUAAUGAAGGAGCGGGACCAAUGUCGAGUUAAAAUGGCAACUGCGACUGCAGUCUUUUUCUUAGCCAACAAUCGGAAUGAACCAGCCCAACAAGAUGCAGCAACGAUUCUGCACGCAGUCUCUAUACGAAAUUAUGCAGAUACUUGUGGGAAGCACGUGGAUAUUUACAUUCAGUUGCUAUCACGUGUGUACGAAUACGAAAUGUCGUCAGCGCUACUAGGUGCAAACGCUACAAAAACGUCUGCGUUGAAGGAUAUGCUACUUGCUCGAGCCGCAGUGUGUCCAGGAUCCAGUACACUGAUCUUGAAUUUAAUUCGCUCGUAUCAUAUAGGACAGUACGCUAAGCGGCGAAAAUGGGACAAAGGAUGGAUUCACGAGUACUUGGACGGAUUGACAUAUCAAGUAUUCCCUAUCAUGUUUUCGUCCCGCUUCGACAACCGUAAAUUCGGUGUCGUAGCUCGACACAUCUACGAGAAAUAUGGAGCACUACUCAUUGCAACCUUCAGCCGUAGUGGUUGCGAAGGAAUGCACGGCGGUACAGUUUAUCUCGCUCCUUUUGACUCAAUUAUUAGUGAAGGGGAUAUUAGUUUUGUAAUUGCUAGAACAGCCUCGGACGUUAUUCAUAUUGUUAAUUCGUAUGGAUACUGGGAGAAUGAAUCUGAAGAAGACCUCAGAUCAUCUGCAAGUUUAUUAACAUCCCCCGUACGAAUAUCAUCGGACUCUCUUUGGCGGCGAUCACCUCGCCAUCUUUUUCAUCCAAUGAUGAAAUCAGCAUCUGUCCGUAAUAUUCGUUUUGAGCUGGGAGAUCAAGUCGAAGAUUAUGAAUGGAGAAACCCUGCAGCAAGAGUGGAAGCUUCUAUUAGCGACACUUUAGCCAAGAACUGCGAUGUUCUAACCGCUGCGUUGACUACUGAUACAAAAGCAAGCUCUCCAAUUCGAGUUAACCGUGUCCAGUCCACACCAUCGGUCACAAAUUCGUCUUCUCACGGAAGCCCAUUGUAUACAGCUAUCCGAUCCAAAGACGUCGACAGAAUUGAAGCAGCUUUCCAGCGAGAUCACUUAAGAUCGAGCGUAAAGGGACUGUCGGGUCAUUACGUCAUUUGCUCGAGGAGCUUGUCAGACGCAGUCUCAAUCUCCAGUCUUCUUCGGAGAUAUGCUCAACAGGAAUGCCAACGUAACUCACAUGAACGGCAAACCGACGAAGCACAUAUCGUGUUCUUGAUGGCAUACAGACCAACAGCUAAGGAUCUACUGAUGGUGGCGGAAAAGAGCACAGCAAAUUUACUACGAGGUAUAAUUAUUGUGGUUGGGAGCCCAGCUCGAAUCAACGAUCUAUUACGUGUUGAGGCAUCAAAGGCUCUGCAAGUUGUGAUCCUGCCACUAGACAAAAGCGUAUCGAGAGAAACAGACCAAUUUACAUCCAAUUAUGAAGUAUCUGAGUUCGGACUGAGUGGGCAAAAUACUUGGACAGACGACGAGCGCCUGGCUGACUUUGGUGUUGUUUGCUCUUUACUAGCAGUUGAGCAAACGAACCAGGGCCAUUCCAGACCAGUUUCGCCUAGAAAUCGACAUCGGAAGAGCAGCCGACAAGAAAGCGAUUGUGAGUCUUCACCCACUGCUAAUACCACGUUCAAGCGUGAGUUGGAACAAGGGAUUCCAUUGGAGAGCGUAAAACUACGAGCGUUGGGACGAUUUCCUGGUCUAGACCCUGGUAUCUUUCGUGAAAAGUCCGAUGUUAUUGAUGAUGUAUUGCAGCAAUUCGACAACCAGGCUAUAAAAGCUGAGCGGAAAUUCACCGCUGCUGGCUCAAGCGCAGCCAGCAGAAAUACGCUUUCGGUGUUACACUACGCUUGCAAUGCAAAGCUAUGCCGCCCGUGCGAUGAAGCGGUGCAGGACGAAUUUCCGUCUCUGACUCCAUCUUUUGCCGGGGGAAACGUUUUCCUAUCAAGCCUCCUUAAUCGAAUUGUCUGUCAAGCUUUCUACAAUCCCUACAUCAUGGAAGUGACUGAAGCUCUAGCAAACGGAAGCGGUUCACUGGAUUUCAAGAAGAACACUGAUGAUUUUCCAACCAUCGGAAGCAGCAGUGAUAGUCCACACCGUCGACUUUUUGAUGAGGAAAUCGACAACGAAUUCGUUGGUGAAGCUUUCAUCGAUGUUUUUCUCAACUACAUUUCAAAAGAAAUGCUCGUUAUCGGUGUCAUGCGAUCGACCUGCCCGGAGCUAGACAAUCUACUUCCAUUUGUAUACACUUGCCCUCCAUCGUCAUUAAUUAUGCACUCGAAGGAUCGGUUAUUCGUUCUCGGUUGAAGAAUUUGUUGAUAGAAAAACCUAUUGUACGAAGUAAACGUGAAAGGCUAUAAUUCGUCAAGAAAUAGCGCUCCCUUCC